CCGCUCUCCGCGCAUGCCCCGUGAGGGCCCCGCAAUGGCGGCGCCCGGGGAGCAGCUUAGGAGGCGGAAGGCUGCGGACGCUGGCCAGGUGCCUGCGACUCCGCCGGGGCCAGGGCACGACCCCGCGGGCUGCCCGGCCGGCCUGCGCGCGGGCACCUUCUGGCUGACCAGGAUCGUGCUCCUGAGGGCCCUCGCCUUCGUUUACUUUGUGGCAUUCUUGGUGGCUUUUCAUCAGAACAAGCAGCUGAUCGGGGACAGAGGACUCCUGCCCUGCAGGGUGUACCUGAAGAGUGUGCAGCAGCACUUCCAGGGGCAGGUUGGCUGGGACGCCGUGAGCUAUGCCCCCACAAUCCUCUGGCUGCUGGACUGGUCACACAUGGACUCCAACCUGGAUGCCCUCGCACUGCUCGGGUUGGGCAUCUCAUCUUUCAUCCUGAUUACCGGCUGUGCCAAUAUGGUUCUCAUGACUGCGCUCUGGGUCCUCUACAUGUCCCUGGUCAAUGUGGGACAGAUCUGGUAUUCAUUUGGUAAGUGAAAAUCAUUUAGAAAAAACUCUGCGAGAGUUAACAUUUUGUAUUGGGGUAUGUAUCCUCCUGCCUUUUUUUCUGGCUUUCUCAUUGCUUAAGCAUCUGUCAUUAGCCUCAGGUUUCACCAUGUUGUUCUGAUACCAUGUUUGUUAUCUAACCUGGACUCCUGCCCGCAGCCAGCCUCCUGCCCAGAGUGGUGGACUAACACCGAGGAGGGACUCAUGCAUUUUCAGGCUCAUGCAUAUGGAACCGUCUCUGUGUUACUGGGUAGAGUAGUCCCACAAUAGUGACAACAAGUAGUGGUCCCAUCGAAUGUUAUGGAUCCAUACCCAACCCUGGAUGAAUGAAAAGGCCUAUGACAUGUGUGUUCCCCUCUCCAGGCCCCACUGAGUCCCCAGUGGACACAAGCCCAUGGACACCCUACCCAGAGGAGGGGGAGGACUUCAGGUUCCCCCAGCUGUAGUCUAUGGGAAACGCUGCACCCAGAGUGAGCGUGCAGAGUCAGUAAGGUUUUUGUUCAGAGAUGAAUGGGCAGUGGGACCACGGCCGCUGUCUGGGACAAGCAGAAGACAGCCCCUAAGUGAACAGGACUGGACAGGGCCAGCCAUGGCAUAGGUUACAUUUGGGUCUCACCAGCUUACAUGCCAUUACAACAAAGACAUCAGUGCUCUCCGGCAUAACAGAACGCAGAUAGCCCUCAGCUUGACAUCCUCAUGUUCAGGACACAGUCCCCAACCACACAAGAAAGAGAGGACCGGGACAUCAGGCCCAUUCUGGGGAGAAUAGGCAGUCGACAGAGGCCAACCCCAAGAUGACUAGAUGCUGGGUUUUCAGACAGGGUCUGAGCAGCUGCCAACACUGUGUACCGAGGUGAGGGAAACCAGGCUCCUGAAGAAAAAAAAAACAUGCCCUCACAGCAGAAAAUCUAGAAAAGAACCGAGUGGAAAUUUCAGAACUGAAAAAUACAGUAUCUGAAAUAAGGAGUUCCCUCGGUGGGCUGGAUAGUAGGGUGGAGGUGACAGGAAUGAAAGAUCAGUAGACAUCACCCAGGCUGAGACCAGAGCCCCAGGAGGGGACAGAGAAUGGCUGAACAGUUUCCCAAUGUGGUGGGACUCAUAGGUGUACAGAUGCAGGAAGAUUGGUGAACCCCAAACAGCAUAAAUAAAAGAAAGCUGCCUGCCACAUCAUCUGAAAUCAAUAUCAAAAACCAAAGGGGAAGGGAGAAUCUUGAAAGCAGCCAGAGAAGCUUACCAUUGCCCUUGAAAUGGUUGGACCCUGGCACGCAGGAACAGUGGUGCUGAAAGAUGGACACGGUCCGCCAGGAUCCUGUACCCAGACUCUGCCCUCCAGGGACGGAGGUGAAAUAAGGAGAAAUGAGUGAAUUCACUGCUGGCAGAUGAGCACUACAGGAUGGGUCAUCAGGCAGGAAGACAUAACAAACCUCAAAGUACAUGAGAUUUAAAAAAAGUGACAACUAGCCCUGGCCCGUGGCUCAGUUGGUUGAAGCUUCGUCUGUACAGCAAAAGGUGUGGGUUCAAUUCCCAGUUGGGGUGCAUAUGGGAGGCAAUUGAUCCAUGUUUCUCACAUCGAUGUUUCUCUUUCCCUUUCUCUUAAGUCAAUAAACAUAUCCUUGGAUGAGGAUUUUUUAAAAGGUGAUAACUAAAGGGAGACAGAGAAGGAAUUUCAGUACCCCCUUUUCCUCAGUUGACAGAACAACUAGAUGGAAAAUUGGUAAAAGGAUGGACCCACUGAACAGCACUGCCUGGCACCCGGCUCUAAUGGGUGUUUCUGAGAAGACACGUUCUGUUCAUGUGCACAUGGUUUGUCCACCGGGAACACCAGCCAUAGGCGAGGCUGAACACAGGAUUACAUUGAAAAUGGGUUAAAUCAUUGAGAUUCUGCAUUCCUGAGAGACUCUCCCAUCCUAACAGUGAGCUGGGUAUUCUGCAUAAGCCAACUUUUUGUACUCAACAAAGUAGCUCAAUGGAUCAAAAUUCCUACCUCCCCUGACUGAGGAGGGAUGGACCUGUGACUGGCCUCACCUUCAGCAAAGUGAAAGAGGGAGAGGUUAAGGAGAAAGCCACCAACACACUGUUGAAUUCUUAGGGAAACAGUUGUCACCAGACAUGGAGUUCUUGCUGACUGAGCGUCAUGGUCUGUAAGGCUUGUGAGAAAGAUUGGGGCAGGUGGGGUGACCACCUUGGGUUUCCUUGGUGGUGUCAUGCAGGAGAUGACUGGCCACUGACAUACCCACCUGGCCCGGACUCUCCUUUUAUAGGAAGCAGAAGCCUCGAACCACUCAGAAGGGGACAUCAACCCUAUGCACCGAGGUCCCUGAGAGAAGGGGAUCUGUGAGAGGGGCACUGUGUCUGAUACAGAGCAUGCUCUGCUACUGCUGGGGGCUGUUGGUGAGUGGAGUAGGGGGAGAAUCGAGAGGAAUUCUGAGAAGGCCCCACCCCAAAACUGCAAAUGAGACUGGACCAGGAGCUGAGAGUCCCUCUCCCACCAUCUGCCCAGCACCCAAGGAGAGGCAGAAGCUUGGGUGAGGCUGAUCCGGCAGAUGCACUGGAGCUGCUGCAAGUGAGGAACCCCAAGGCCCAUGCUGAGCACAGCAGGUGACUGAAGCCUUCCCUAGGAAGUUGCAGCCUGUGGUCACUGAGGAUCAUGAGGAAACAACAAACUCAAAACCAGCUAAUUUCCUGGCUAGAUUGUCCCCUCCCCCUCCCCAAAAGCCUCACUGUACUUGCUCAUUUUGGGAUAAGUAUGUUCACCUCAGGAGCUACUAUGUUUCUACACACACUGUUUGACAUAAUUAAAAAAAUCACUAGACAAACACGGAAAAAUAAAAAUGGGUUCACUAACUGGGGGUUGUUGAGGGAUGCAGCAAUCAGUAGAGAUGACUCAGAUGUUGGGGCUGUCAGAUAGGGACCCUAACUGACAGUUGUGAACAUGUCAGAGGUUCUAAUGGAAAAGGUGAACAACCUACAAGAACAGAUGAGCAGUUUCAGCAAACAGGGAAACUACAAAUGAGCCAGAUGGAAAUGUGAGAAAUAAACAAUAGUUUUAGAUCUGGGCUUCCUUUCAUGGUUUGCAACAGAGCAGGACAGCUGAGGGGGGAAAAUCAGCAAACUUAAAGAUAUUAAAAGUAAAACACAAGUGGGGGAAAAAAGAACAGAACAGAGCACCUGAGGGCUGAUGGGCUAUAUCAAACAGCUUAACAAAAAGGUAACUAAAGAGAGAAAGGGUAGAAAAAUAUUUGAAGAAAUAAGGGCCAGGAAUUUUCCAAAAUGAAUGAGAGACAAAAUGCCACAGAUUCAAGAAUUUUGGAAGUCACUAAGAAAACCACACUCACCACACACAUUCCUAGAUAUGUUAUAGUCAAACUGUCAAAAAUCAAUGAGAAAGAAAAUCUUAAAUGAAGACAGAGGUGGGAAAGACCGGUAUAGAGGGACAAAGAUAAUAAUUACAGCACACUAGUUAGAAACUGUGCCAGCCAGAGGACAAGGGAAUGACAUCAUAAAGUGCCAGCAAGGAGGGAAACCCGACUGUCAACCCAGAAUUCCAUACCCAGCAAAACUAUCCUCAACAAUGAAGACAAAAAUGAAGUAUUUUUCAGAGGAUCUGCACAUCAAAAAUGUUAGUGGAAUUUCUUCAGGCAAAGCAUUGGAAUUUGUUAAAAUGAGAGUAAAUUUUUUAAAAUCCUGAUUUUUAAUUGCCUUAAAGGUAGGUAACAAAACAAAAAUUUAAGUUUAAAAUUUAGAGCAAAACAAUCAGACUCUCACAAGCCAGUGUCACUCACCAACUUCUUAACCCUCCAAAUAGCGCCGUCCAGUGAUAUGGUGUGUCGGAGCUGCCAGGACCUUGUGGUCUGAGGUGUUGACACUCUUUCCCUUUUCUCAGGUUUGCACUUUAAAAAAAAAAAAAAAAAGCAAGAAGAA
Molecule: messenger RNA, 4465 nt
Organism: Myotis daubentonii (Daubenton's bat)
Lineage: Eukaryota; Metazoa; Chordata; Mammalia; Chiroptera; Vespertilionidae
Gene: LMF1
Product: lipase maturation factor 1-like
Exons: 3
Coding region: 14-535 (173 amino acids)
Biological process (GO): protein maturation
Cellular component (GO): endoplasmic reticulum membrane
Source: RefSeq, a predicted model, not a curated record